AUGGAGAAGAAGCUAGCUCUCACCUACGUGGGGAAUUCCCAGACGACCAAGCGGGCUCGCACGCAGCUCACCGAGAUAGAUUACGUCCAUCCGUGCAAGUCGCUUCAGUUCGUCCUUCUCCCUCCUGAAAUUAUAGCGCUGCCUCAUGCCAUGGAGACGAUCAACAGAUUGGCCAUGACCCCCCAAGAAGCUCUCGUUGAAGCGGUCAUGAGAAACCAGGCGUGCGAUUUGCACCACGUUCUACAGCGGUUCCGGUGCGAAUCGUCGGACACGUUCGUGGUGGCCGCUGGCUUCGGGAACCAAGUGGCCAUGCGUCUGCUGCGAGAUGAAAUCGAGUAUCGCGACGAGCUGGAAGUGCUGGCCACUGCAGCUGCGGCCGCCGCCAAGAACGGGAGGCUCAACGCCGCCAACUACCUGCUGGGCGAGUUCGAGCACAGUUUCCAGGAGCCCGUGGACGAGCGGAAUGCGUAUUAUCGUGUCGAUGACGCGACGUGGGUUGUCAUGGAUGAAGCGGCGGCGGAGGGCCACCUGGACGUGGUCAAGCUGGGCGUGGCGCACGCCCUCGAGUCGAAGUAUGUGGCGUUGUCGCCGUGCGGGUCAGACGCCCUGUACUGUGCGGUGUGCGGCGGUCAUGCGGAUGUGGUGCGCUACCUCCUAGGCCAGAACUUGUUUGGCUGGAAGCUGGAUGCUGCGCUUGAGAAAGCGAUGGAGAACGACGACAAAGUGAUCGUCAAGAUGCUGUACGAGGCGUAUCCAGUGUACGCAGACGGCCAGAACUUGUUUGUUCGAAUGGCUCGCGAUGCCCGCAAAGACGCCGUGGAGUAUUUGUAUGAUACCAUUCACCCCUCGACGUCGCUGGUUGGUGAAGCUUUCGUAGAUGCAGCGCGUUGCUAUUACACUGACACCGCCGAGUUCCUACUGACUACGGGUCGAGUCCCGACCGACGCCUUCGACAAGGCUGUGUCGAAUGCAGUAUCGUCCGGACGCAUCAGCCUGUUGAGAACCCUCACGAGCAAGAAACGCGCGUCGCCGCAAGUGUUGAUCACCGCUGCUACAUUGGGGCAGUUCCCUAUUGUGAAGUGUCUGCUGAACGUCCAACGACAGUCGGUCAACGCUUUGGUUGACGCUCACAACAUGACGCGAGAACCAAGCGUCCGAGCGCUUUUGCGUGAAACCCUUGAACACGAGUAA
This is a messenger RNA of Phytophthora sojae, 1191 nucleotides long. RefSeq lists its product as hypothetical. The transcript has a single exon. The coding region runs from base 1 to 1191 and encodes 396 amino acids. Lineage: Eukaryota; Oomycota; Peronosporomycetes; Peronosporales; Peronosporaceae. Gene Ontology annotation, molecular function: protein binding. The record is from RefSeq and is a predicted model, not a curated record.